CCCACCUGCGGGGUCAGAGGCUGGGAACAGGGCUCUGCUGUGCGUUUGCCUGGUGCCGCGGCGCCCCCAGGACGCCCACCCGAGACCCUGCCUGCGCAGGUGACUGGGACACUGCCUGGGACUCCGCCUCUUCCUGCUCCCCAGCUCACCGCUGCUUUCCCGGGGACCUUCCCUCUGCGGGCUGGUGGCAUCUCCGGGGAGGGAACCGGUGAACCUGCGGAGGGGUCUCUGCAUGGUUCUGGAAGCGCCGCCAGCAGCCGCAUCCUCGCCAAAGCCCCCUGUGGUGACCAACACCACAUUGGGACCCCACCAUCUAAGUUCUCCUGCGAGUUUGAAGUGGUCUUCAACCCUCUGCGCACGGCAGCUCUCUGCCGGCGUCCCCGCCGCGGCCCCAGCUCCCCGGGCCUCCCUGCCCCCGCCCCGUCCUGGGCCUGCUGCUGCGGCUGCUGCUGCUGUGAGGACCACAGCCGCUGGACAGCGCCGGCCUCCCGAGUGAUAGCUAAUUGGGCAGAGAAAGGGCCCGAUUGUCUCGCGGGGCCGGAAGCGCGGGCGUGGGCGGCUGAAAGAGCCGGAGAAGGUGGCCAGCUUCGCCCAGCAGCUGCCGCCGGAGACGUUUGCAGAUUACGUCAGCGCCGGCGCGCAGGGGGAGCAGGCAGAGGGGGGCCAGCAGCCGCCCGCCCUGGGCCUCCCCACAAUGCGGCCAUUGUCGGCCCGGAGAGCGGUUCAUUCUGGAUGAAUGGCGCACGGGCCUCUUGACCAAGGCGGCCGCUAGCCGUCCCCGAUCUGUCCUCUCGCCUGCCGGGGAGGCCCUGGACUGGAGCCUGGAGGGGCUGCAGGGAGGACAGGGCCAUUCCUGAGGGUGGGCGUGGGCCUCGGGGCCGCCAGCUGUCCUGAGCACCCAGCCCAGGCCCCUGGCCGCACUGUGGGCACUUGGUACAGCCUGGCCUGGAACCCAGGGCCCCCCUGCGGUCCGGACCACACCACAGCGCUGCUGCACUUCAGGCCGCCCACCCUCGCGUGCGGCAUGGACUCCUGGUUUGGGGGAAGCUCGGGCCCCGACCCCCUCCUGGUCCUGCUGGUCAUCAUCUUGCUAGCACGCUUCCUCCUGUGGUCCUGCCUGGGGACCUACGUUGAUUACAGGCUGGCCCGGCGCCAGCCCUGCAAACCCAAGGAGGACUAGGGCCCCAGCAUUUCACCCCCAGGGCAGAGGGGGGCUAUGCCCCACGCAGACUGGCGAAGGUUGUGCUGGUCACGUUUCGCUUCCCACGUCUGGGGACAGACCGGUCACCACUGCCAGUCUGUUCCCAAGCUCUGGGGCUCCCUGUUGGAGCGAGUGAUCUGGGGGGGUGGGCCUUGCUUUGAGACUUUCUGGGCUUCCAGCCCUUUAUAAAGGGUCUUCCAGGCCUUUAUGUUUGCAGAGG
Artibeus jamaicensis (Jamaican fruit-eating bat) is the source of this 1421-nucleotide messenger RNA. RefSeq names its product small integral membrane protein 38 (gene SMIM38). The record is from RefSeq and is a predicted model, not a curated record. Lineage: Eukaryota; Metazoa; Chordata; Mammalia; Chiroptera; Phyllostomidae. The coding region runs from base 1025 to 1180 and encodes 51 amino acids. The transcript is spliced from 2 exons.